GCGGGCCGGGUCCGUGAGGAAGGCCUAGGCCGUCUGCUUCACGGCUUGCCGAGCGUCUGCGCAGCUUCUCCCGCUUCCCGUCCGCUGCGGCCGGGCGAGCAGAGGCCUUCCGGAGCCAUGGAGGACGAGGUGAUUCGCAUUGCCAAGAAGAUGGACAAGAUGGUGCAGAAGAAGAACGCGGCUGGUGCAUUGGAUUUGCUGAAAGAACUUAAGAAUAUUCCCAUGACUCUGGAAUUAUUACAGUCCACGAGAAUUGGAAUGUCUGUCAACGCUAUUCGCAAGCAGAGUACAGACGAAGAAGUCACAUCUUUAGCCAAAUCGCUUAUCAAAUCCUGGAAAAAAUUAUUAGAUGGACCAUCAACUGAUAAAGACCCUGAAGAAAAGAAAAAAGAACCUGCAAUUUCAUCACAGAAUAGCCCUGAAGCAAGAGAAGAAAGUAGUUCCAGUGGCAAUGUAAGCAGCAGAAAGGAUGAGACAAACGUUCGAGACACUUAUGUUUCAUCUUUUCCUCGGGCACCAAGCACUUCUGAUUCUGUGCGGUUAAAGUGUAGGGAGAUACUUGCUGCAGCUCUCCGAACAGGAGAUGAUUACAUUGCUAUUGGAGCUGAUGAGGAAGAACUGGGAUCCCAGAUUGAGGAAGCUAUAUAUCAAGAAAUAAGGAAUACAGACAUGAAAUACAAAAACAGAGUACGAAGUAGGAUAUCAAAUCUUAAAGAUGCAAAGAAUCCAAAUUUAAGGAAAAAUGUGCUGUGUGGGAAUAUUCCUCCUGACCUGUUUGCUAGAAUGACAGCAGAGGAAAUGGCUAGUGAUGAGCUCAAAGAGAUGAGGAAAAACUUGACCAAAGAAGCCAUCAGAGAACAUCAGAUGGCCAAGACAGGUGGGACCCAGACUGACUUGUUCACGUGUGGCAAAUGUAAAAAGAAGAACUGCACCUACACACAGGUGCAAACUCGUAGUGCUGAUGAACCAAUGACAACAUUUGUCGUAUGUAAUGAAUGUGGAAAUCAGUGGAAGUUCUGUUGAGUUGGAAGAAUCGGCAAGUUUCCUAGGCUUUCACAAAGCCCCUCACAGGCAUACUUCUGGUGAAUAUUCCCCCAUAGAAGACAUGCUGGGAAGAAAAUGUCAGCAUCUUAGUAGAGUUCCUGGAGACAGCAUGACUGGACUUGCACUUGGAAAUCUACUGACCAAGGAUUAAGCCUAAGAACUGUAUAAAUCAUUAAGCUGUGCAUAUGGAGAUUGCAAAAAGAAAAAGAAAAAUCUUUUAGUCUGAAUCUUUUGUGCUGACUUUUUUCUUACAUGAUGAUGUUGAGCCAACUGAAAUGUAGGCUAUAGCAAGUAGUUUUACAAUACAUAUUUCACAAUUAAGUUUUACCUUUGUUUAAAUGUGUCCCGCUUGUUUUGCUGGUAAUAAAAAGCAGUGGUUUUCA
This is a messenger RNA of Peromyscus californicus insignis, 1427 nucleotides long. Its product is annotated as transcription elongation factor A protein 1-like. Lineage: Eukaryota; Metazoa; Chordata; Mammalia; Rodentia; Cricetidae. The transcript has 2 exons. The record is from RefSeq and is a predicted model, not a curated record. Gene Ontology annotation, cellular component: nucleus. Bases 118 to 1023 code for a protein of 301 amino acids. Gene Ontology annotation, biological process: DNA-templated transcription; transcription elongation by RNA polymerase II; positive regulation of transcription by RNA polymerase II. Gene Ontology annotation, molecular function: zinc ion binding; nucleic acid binding.